CGGAGAGUGAGGUGGCGCCGGGGGCGGCGCGAGGGUAGCAGACAGCGAGCGGCGGCCGGGUGUGCCAGCCUCCUGCGGGUGUCGUCGCGAAGAAGAAAUGAUGUAAUACAUUCAUUACCCCACUUCCAGUGAGCCUGAGAAGAGGGCAGGAGGACAUGGCCUGGCCACGGGCUCUCCAGAGAGGGGCUUUGCUUACCCGGUUCAGCCACCACCAUGUUGUUGUGUUCCUGCUCACUUUCUUCAGUUAUUCAUUGCUCCAUGCUUCAAGAAAAACAUUUAGCAAUGUCAAGGUCAGUGUCUCCAAGCAGUGGACCCCAAGUGCUUAUAACACAUCAGUUGAACUACCUGUAGAGAUUUGGAGCACCAACCAUUUGUUUCCCAAUACAGAGGAAGCCACUCUUUUCCUCGGAACGCUGGAUACUAUUUUCCUCUUUUCUUAUGCCGUGGGCCUCUUCAUCAGUGGCAUCAUUGGGGAUCGGCUGAAUUUACGAUGGGUUCUAUCUUUUGGCAUGUGCUCGUCUGCAUUAGUGGUGUUUGUGUUUGGCACCCUCACAGAAUGGCUGCACUUCUACAACAAAUGGUUCUACUGCUGCCUGUGGAUUGUGAACGGCCUGCUGCAGUCCACGGGCUGGCCCUGUGUGGUGGCUGUGAUGGGCAACUGGUUUGGCAAAGCUGGCCGGGGUGUCGUUUUUGGUCUCUGGAGUGCCUGUGCCUCAGUGGGCAAUAUUUUGGGAGCAUGCCUAGCAUCAUCUGUUCUGCAGUAUGGAUAUGAGUAUGCCUUUCUGGUGACCGCGUCUGUGCAGUUCGCUGGUGGGAUCGCCAUCUUCUUUGGACUCCUAGUGUCACCAGAGGAAAUUGGUCUCACGGGUCUGGAGGCAGAAGGAAACUUUGAAGAUUCACACAGGCCACUAAUCAAUGAUGCUGAGAAUGAAGAUGAAUAUGAGCCAAAUUACUCAGUCCAGGAGGACAACCCUGUUACUCAAGUGAAGGCAAUAGGCUUUCACCAGGCUUGCUGCCUUCCUGGAGUCAUACCGUACUCAUUGGCCUACGCUUGCCUGAAGCUGGUGAAUUACUCCUUCUUCUUCUGGCUGCCCUUUUAUCUGAGUAACAACUUCAGAUGGAAAGAAGCAGAGGCUGACCAGUUGUCAAUCUGGUAUGAUGUUGGCGGAAUCAUAGGAGGAACUCUUCAAGGCUUCAUCUCUGAUGUGCUGCAGAGGAGAGCACCCGUGCUGGCCCUCAGCCUGCUCCUGGCCAUCGGGUCCCUGGUUGGGUAUAGCCGGUCUCCGAAUGAUAAGUCCAUCAACGCACUUCUGAUGACCGCCACAGGGUUUUUUAUCGGUGGACCUUCUAACAUGAUUAGCUCAGCCAUUUCUGCAGACCUAGGUCGCCAGGAGCUGAUUCAAGGGAGCAGCGAGGCAUUGGCCACUGUCACGGGGAUUGUGGAUGGGACCGGGAGCAUUGGCGCCGCUGUGGGCCAGUAUUUGGUGUCUUUGAUCCAGGACAACCUAGGAUGGAUGUGGGUUUUCUACUUUUUCAUUCUCAUGACAAGUUGUACAAUUCUGUUUAUCUCGCCAUUAAUAGCUAGAGAGAUGUGCUCUCUGGUGCGGAGGGGACGAGCUCGCAUGCUGAGCGAGUGACUGGCGCCGGAGGCGGCGGCGAGGACCACGGCGGCGCGCACGCGCGCAGGAGGACUGCUCAUUGGGUCUUUAGCUCCCUGUCUGAGGGUUCAGGGCACCCGCAGGAGCCGGCUUUCUGCAGCCUCGCCAGCUGCCGAGACGCCUCCGGUAGAGGAGGCCGUGCUAUUUUUCUACACUACAGGAAUGAUUGGCGAUUUCUUUUUACUGUUGUUCUGUGAAUGUACUGAAUGGCAUAUGGACCCGCAGGCAGCCUUUGGUCGCCUGGUGAGGUUUAUCCCUCUUGCCUUAGAUACUGUGUCGGCCCUGGACCAUGUUCUCCAGCCUUACGAGUUGCGUGAACGGAAGGCAGAGCCGGGAGGAGGGAGGGAUCCAUUGCGUUUUGCUUUGGCGCCCAUGCCGGGAGUGGGGUCGCUUUGGAAUAGCGAAGAGCGCCUGCUGGAGGAGCCACGAGCUGGGCACCGGAUGAGCUGGGCACCGGAUGGGCGUCUGAGACCGCACGCCUGCUGCGUGGCGCACCGCAGUCCUUUACUCCAGAAGCUCUUGGCUGCUUGCUCUCUUCCCACUUCACACGGGGACUCUGAGGGGUGGAGCCGUCGUCUCCCUUUCAAGGACAGAUAUCAUGAACAUUCCAGCUGGGACUUCCUCUCAAGCCACAGGCUGGGAGUGGUAGCGACCUCUGAGAUCCUCCGCUUAGUUGGCUCUUAGAGGAUUGCUCCGGGUUCCAGGACGUAACUCAGCAGACUAGAAUUAGUGUGCCCUCAAGUCAUGUGAAUGGGUUGAUGGUUGCCCGGCCUUGGGCCCUGUCCUCUUAGGAGAUGGUGGUGUAAAUGUCUGCUAGGCUGUCCUUUCUAUAUUAAUCAAUGUUGUAAGGUCGUUCUGUAUAUUUUAAAUUAUAUAAGCAAAUGAGGAAGUUGUGCAAUUUUGAGAGAUUCCUAAUUUGCAUUGGGUAGGGAAUAUUUUUUUUCAACCUCUGGCUUUAUAUUUCACAAUGUGGUGCAUUGAUGAACUUGUUAAUGUUAUUGAAUCAUGCAGAUUAAAUAUAAUCAUGCUGUUGUUCAUUUACUGACAUAAAGGGAAAGUAAACACAGGAAGGGAAAAUAAACUGACUUUU
Messenger RNA from Dipodomys spectabilis (banner-tailed kangaroo rat), 2748 nucleotides. RefSeq names its product solute carrier family 37 member 3 (gene Slc37a3). Gene Ontology annotation, biological process: transmembrane transport. The record is from RefSeq and is a predicted model, not a curated record. Gene Ontology annotation, molecular function: transmembrane transporter activity. Bases 156 to 1637 code for a protein of 493 amino acids. The transcript is spliced from 15 exons. NCBI's taxonomy places the organism in Eukaryota, Metazoa, Chordata, Mammalia, Rodentia, Heteromyidae. Gene Ontology annotation, cellular component: endoplasmic reticulum membrane.